GGAGACCUUGGCGAGGUGGUGGAGGCUGGCUGCGGAGGUGAAAGCGCUGGCGGAAAGGAAAGUACGGGGGCAAAAUGCAGAGCUGGAGUCGCAUGUACUGCUCCUUGGCCAAGAGAGGCCAUUUCAGUCGAAUAUCUCAUGGCCUCCAGGGAGUUUCUGCAGUGCCUUUGAGAACCUACGCAGAUCAACCAAUUGAUGCUGACGUAACAGUGAUAGGUUCUGGCCCUGGCGGAUAUGUUGCUGCUAUUAAAGCCGCCCAGUUGGGGUUCAAGACAGUUUGCAUUGAGAAGAAUGAAACACUUGGUGGAACAUGCUUGAAUGUUGGCUGUAUUCCUUCUAAGGCUUUAUUAAAUAAUUCUCACUAUUACCAUUUGGCCCAUGGAAAAGAUUUUGCAUCUAGGGGAAUUGAAAUGUCUGAAGUUCGCUUGAAUUUGGAGAAGAUGAUGGAGCAGAAAAGUACUGCGGUAAAAGCUUUGACGGGUGGCAUUGCCCACUUGUUCAAACAGAAUAAGGUGGUUCAUGUAAAUGGCUAUGGGAAGAUCACGGGCAAAAACCAGGUCACUGCUUCUAAGGCUGAUGGGAGCACUCAGGUCAUCAAGACGAAGAAUAUCCUCAUCGCCACUGGCUCAGAAGUUACGCCCUUCCCUGGAAUCACGAUUGAUGAAGAUACAGUGGUGUCAUCUACAGGUGCUUUGUCUCUAAAACAAGUUCCAGAGAAGAUGGUUGUCAUCGGGGCCGGAGUGAUAGGGGUAGAGUUGGGCUCAGUUUGGCAAAGGCUCGGUGCAGAUGUGACAGCAGUUGAGUUUCUGGGUCAUGUUGGGGGAAUUGGAAUUGACAUGGAGAUAUCUAAGAACUUUCAACGUAUCCUUCAAAAACAAGGAUUUAAGUUUAAAUUGAACACAAAGGUUACUGGUGCUACCAAGAAGUCAGAUGGGAAAAUUGAUGUUUCUAUUGAAGCUGCUUCUGGCGGUAAAGCUGAAGUUAUCACUUGUGAUGUACUCUUGGUUUGCAUUGGCCGGCGACCCUUUACUCAGAAUCUGGGACUAGAAGAACUUGGAAUUGAACUAGAUCCCAGAGGGAGAAUUCCAGUGAAUACCAGAUUCCAAACUAAAAUUCCAAAUAUUUAUGCAAUUGGUGAUGUGGUUGCUGGUCCCAUGCUGGCUCACAAAGCAGAGGAUGAAGGCAUCAUCUGCGUUGAAGGCAUGGCCGGGGGUGCUGUGCACAUCGACUACAACUGUGUUCCCUCGGUGAUCUACACGCAUCCUGAGGUCGCUUGGGUCGGCAAGUCCGAGGAGCAGUUGAAAGAGGAGGGCAUCGAGUACAAGGUCGGGAAAUUCCCGUUUGCUGCUAACAGCAGAGCUAAGACGAAUGCCGACACAGAUGGCAUGGUGAAGAUUCUUGGGCAGAAAUCAACGGACAGAGUUUUGGGAGCACAUAUUCUAGGGCCGGGUGCUGGAGAAAUGGUAAAUGAAGCUGCCCUGGCUUUGGAAUAUGGAGCAUCCUGUGAAGAUAUAGCAAGAGUGUGCCACGCACAUCCGACCUUAUCAGAAGCUUUCAGAGAAGCAAACCUGGCUGCAUCAUUUGGAAAACCGAUCAACUUUUAGAAGAUCAGUGCUGUUUUCCCUGAAAUGUCCUGGGAGAUUUUAUAGAAGUCACAUUUCUGAACAGGAAAUGCUCACAGCUCCAAGAAUUUCUAGGACUGAAUUAAGAAACUUUUGGAGGAUGUUUAAUAAGCGUUGGACAGGAUGGAAUAAUCCCACAUCUAUAAUUUAAAUAAACUUACAUUUUGUUUCAGUGCAUUCAUGUUACAGGAAAAGUGCCACUUAUAAUAGCAUCUUGGAAAAUCCAUCAACCCAAGUUUUCAUGCUUCUAAGAAAGGGUCCGCAUCAGUGAGUUUAUAUAAAGCAGUACCUCUGAUGGCUGGAGUUGGGUUAACCUACACGAUGGAACUAGAGUACAGCAUAUGAACCGCCGUGCUUGAAGAAAGAUGAUCAAGUUAUUUUAAACUUGGUUUUCAUUUCAGAAACAAGCCAUUAAAACGAGUCAAAAAUAUGUACACCGUACAUACUCGAGUAUAAGCCGACCCGAAUAUCAGCCAAGGCACCUAAUUUUACCACAAAACCUGCAUUAAAAAUGUGCUGAAAAACUCGGUGUAUACACAAGUAUAUACGGUAAACUGAGAUGAUGUAAAUAACACCUUUCCCCGAUGUUUUCAUUUAUUUAACCCCGAAUUCUCACAGCAGAUAAAAGAUUUUAAGGGUUCCAUUGAGGUCUGCAGGUCUGAAGGAUCAUUGUGGAAUCACCUGUAUUAAUGGGGUUUACCUAUAGAACUCAAAUGGGCACUGAACUAUGUUACACGGGGACUGUGAAGAUACGGGAAUAAAUCUCAUUUACUGGUUA
Molecule: messenger RNA, 2400 nt
Organism: Echinops telfairi (small Madagascar hedgehog)
Lineage: Eukaryota; Metazoa; Chordata; Mammalia; Afrosoricida; Tenrecidae
Gene: DLD
Product: dihydrolipoamide dehydrogenase
Exons: 14
Coding region: 75-1604 (509 amino acids)
Cellular component (GO): mitochondrion; oxoglutarate dehydrogenase complex
Molecular function (GO): dihydrolipoyl dehydrogenase (NADH) activity; flavin adenine dinucleotide binding
Source: RefSeq, a predicted model, not a curated record